GGGGGAAAAUUGAAUUGAAAGCUGGAGCCUGGAGUGGAGUUGAACGGUCAAAAAGAAGAGACCCACCAAAAGGAAAAGCAAUUCAUUAAUUUAUGAAACGCAUAUAUGUUUGUGCUCUUUGAAAUAUCCUCAGAAAUCAAAACCCACCAAACUCCAUUUCCAAAACCUCUCUCUCUCUCUCUCUCUCUCUCUCUCUCUCUCUCUCUCUCUCUCUCUAUGCUAGGAAGAACAAGAAGCAGAAGAAGAAGAUUUUUACAGAGGAAUAGCAGUGUUGAACUACUGAAUCUGAUUUCUUCGUGAAAUUGUUGUUUUAGCCAUGCGAAUCUUUCUGGGGCGCUUCUCGUCUUUCUCUGGUAAGUUAUCAAUUGGCUUCUGAAGUUGAGAGGAUAUUUUAGACAGAGAUCUGCUUGCUUCUUCUUUUGAGCCAAUGGCUUCAGUAGGCGUAGUGCAUGCUUCUGGAUUACGAGAACCUCGUGGAAAUAUCAUUGGUGGUGUUGACAGGUUGCCUGAUGAGAUGAAUGACAUGAAACUAAGAGACGACAAGGAAAUGGAAGCGACUGUGGUUGAUGGAAAUGGGACAGAAACGGGUCAUAUAAUAGUCACAACUAUUGGUGGUAGAAAUGGCCAGCCAAAGCAGACAAUUAGUUAUAUGGCCGAGCGUGUUGUUGGGCAGGGAUCAUUCGGAGUAGUUUUUCAGGCAAAGUGCUUAGAAACUGGUGAAACUGUUGCAAUAAAGAAAGUUAUUCAAGAUAAGAGAUACAAAAACAGGGAGCUGCAAACCAUGCGUAUUCUAGACCACCCCAAUGUUGUAUCUUUGAAACAUUGUUUCUUUUCAACGACUGAAAAGAAUGAGCUCUAUCUCAAUCUGGUUCUUGAGUAUGUUCCAGAAACUGUAUACCGAGUGAUUAAACACUACAGCAAGAUGAACCAAAGGAUGCCACUGAUAUAUGUGAAACUUUAUACUUACCAGAUCUGCAGAGCACUGGCUUACAUCCAUGGCAGUAUUGGAGUAUGUCACAGGGACAUAAAGCCCCAAAAUCUAUUGGUCAACCCACAUACCCACCAGCUAAAACUAUGUGACUUUGGAAGUGCAAAAGUCUUGGUAAAAGGGGAGCCGAACAUAUCUUACAUCUGUUCUAGGUACUACCGAGCACCUGAACUUAUAUUUGGUGCAACUGAGUACUCCACUGCCAUUGACAUCUGGUCUGCUGGUUGUGUUUUGGCUGAACUACUUCUAGGACAGCCUCUUUUCCCUGGUGAGAGUGGAGUGGACCAGCUUGUGGAAAUAAUUAAGGUUUUAGGGACCCCAACAAGGGAGGAAAUUAAGUGCAUGAACCCCAAUUACAGAGAGUUUAAAUUCCCUCAAAUUAAGGCUCACCCAUGGCAUAAGAUUUUCCAUAAGCGCAUGCCCCCAGAAGCUGUGGACCUUGUCUCGAGACUACUGCAAUACUCUCCUAGGCUUCGGUGCACAGCUAUGGAAGCUUUGAUCCACCCCUUUUUUGACGAACUACGCGACCCAAGCACUCGGCUGCCCAACGGGCGCUUACUUCCCCCAUUGUUCAACUUUAGGCCUCAUGAACUGAAGGGGGUUCCGGUUGAGAUGCUGGUGAAGUUGAUUCCAGCGCACGCAAGAAAGCAAUGUGCUUUCCUUGGUUUGUGAAGCCUGAGAGAAACAAGAAAAAAUAGAAAAAGCAAAGGAAGAAAGAAGAGAAAGGAAGAUACCUAGAUAGUAGUGAUGCUGUUUAUGGGUUUCAGUUUCUGCUCUCUGCAGAAGAAUUAGGUGCCUGCCAUUGUCGAGAAGUAGUUGAUACCUUUCAUUGUUAAGUUUAUAUAGUUUCUCUCUUUCAUUUGUUCGUUGAGCAUUUCUUUUGUGGGUCUUUGUCCUGAAAAAGGUUUUGCUUAAUGUGUUCUCAAAACCUGAAGGGGUAUGCUGACUUCAGUUCUAAAUGACAAUACAUUGUAACUAAUACCGAAUGCAAAGAUUGUUUUUUGUUCUUC
Malania oleifera is the source of this 1998-nucleotide messenger RNA. RefSeq names its product shaggy-related protein kinase alpha-like. Lineage: Eukaryota; Viridiplantae; Streptophyta; Magnoliopsida; Santalales; Ximeniaceae. Bases 428 to 1660 code for a protein of 410 amino acids. Gene Ontology annotation, cellular component: cytoplasm. The record is from RefSeq and is a predicted model, not a curated record. The transcript is spliced from 13 exons. Gene Ontology annotation, biological process: protein phosphorylation; signal transduction. Gene Ontology annotation, molecular function: ATP binding; protein serine/threonine kinase activity.